GGUCUGCAUCUCCAUCGGAAAGUGCGCUUGCCACAUCCCUUCGGAUCACUUCGUCCUCCCGAGAGCGUUCUGCCUUCUACAGCUCGGAAAGAAAGAAAUCUUAGCUGUGAAGUGACCGUGGAGAAAGCGCAGGAAGCGACACAAUUGGUUAGGGAGGCAGAGAGUGUGAGCGGGCGCACCCCUUGCCUGGGGACCGCGCUCGCGGGCGGGGACGGAGCAUCCCAGUGGCUGCACCCGCCGCUCCGCGCUCCUGCCUGGCGUCGCCAACCCCGCGGCGGCCGCUGGAAUUCCAGAGCUGCCAGGCGCUCCCAGCCGGUCUCGGCAAACUUUUCCCCAGCCCACGUGCUAACCAAGCGGCUCGCUUCCCGAGCCCGGGAUGGAGCACCGCGCCUAGGGAGGCCGCGCCGCCCGAGACGUGCGCACGGUAGGCAACCCACACCAAGGCAGCCGCAGCUGCGGCGCUUGGGUACACCGCCGUGGACUCCAAAUGGCCUAAGAGCGUUCUUUUAGCCCUGCGCUCUCAGUGCCUUUAGAGUUCUUUCCUUUCCCCGGAGCGCCGGCACAACGCAUUAUGCCGCUGGGUCGGAGCUUAGGGCUCGGCAGAGGUUGCUAAUUCACUGAUUAUAAUCACCUUCCUCUCCAACUCGUCCGCAGCUGCCCGCUCUGGAUUAAGCCGCUCCGCGGCUCGUGCUAGGCAGUUCGUGGCGGAGAGAUGCUGAUCGCGCUGAACUGACCGGUGCGGCCCGGGGGUGAGUGGCGAGUCUCCCUCUGAGUCCUCCCCAGCAGCGCGGCCGGCGCCGGCUCUUUGGGCGAACCCUCCAGUUCCUAGACUUUGAGAGGCGUCUCUCCCCCGCCCGACCGCCCAGAUGCAGUUUCGCCUUUUCUCCUUUGCCCUCAUCAUUCUGAACUGCAUGGAUUACAGCCACUGCCAAGGCAACCGAUGGAGACGCAGUAAGCGAGGAUGCAGAAUAGAAAACUGUGAUUCUUGCUUUAGCAAAGACUUUUGUACCAAGUGCAAAGUAGGCUUUUAUUUGCAUAGAGGCCGUUGCUUUGAUGAAUGUCCAGAUGGUUUUGCACCAUUAGAAGAAACCAUGGAAUGUGUGGGAUGUGAAGUUGGUCAUUGGAGCGAAUGGGGAACUUGUAGCAGAAAUAAUCGCACAUGUGGAUUUAAAUGGGGUCUGGAAACCAGAACACGGCAAAUUGUUAAAAAGCCAGUGAAAGACACAAUACUGUGUCCAACCAUUGCUGAAUCCAGGAGAUGCAAGAUGACAAUGAGGCAUUGUCCAGGAGGGAAGAGAACACCAAAGGCGAAGGAGAAGAGGAACAAGAAAAAGAAAAGGAAGCUGAUAGAAAGGGCCCAGGAGCAACACAGCGUCUUCCUAGCUACAGACAGAGCUAACCAAUAAAACAAGAGAUCCGGUAGAUUUUUAGGGGUUUUUGUUUUUGCAAAUGUGCACAAAGCUACUCUCCACUCCUGCACACUGGUGUGCAGCCUUUGUGCUGCUCUGCCCAGUAUCUGUUCCCAGUAACAUGGUGAAAGGAAGCACCACCAGCAUGGCCCCUGUGUUAUUUAUGCUUUGAUUUGAAUCUGGAGACUGUGAAGGCAGGAGUAAGUGCACAGCCCGUGACUUGGCUCAGUGUGUGCUGAGAGAAUCCGUCCCCGGCACCAUGGACAUGCUAGAGGUGUGAGGCUGCAGAACACCGCUGGAGGACGGACUUGUGCCUAUUUAUGUGAAAGAAGAUGCUUGGCAGGCAAUGCGCUACUCACUCGUGACCUUUAUUUCUCACAUUGUGCAUUUUCAAGGAUAUGUUUGUGUGGAUAUCUGCUUAGUGUUACCACAUGGUAUUCUCAGCAUGUUACCUUCACACUGUUGUGCGAUGAAACUGCUUUUAGCUGAGGAUAUGCUCUGGAAAUUCCUGCUCAGUUUCACUGCAGCCCUAAUAUGUACAUAUACUGCAGGAGCUACAUAUAAAGCUCUUAUUUACUGUAUAUUUAUGCUUUCUUGUGGGUAACAAGUCAUACCUGAUUAAUAUGAUGCCACUUUGUUUCUAGUGGUUCCUAACCCAUUGUCUGAUAAAUGACUUUUCUAGUUUGGGGAAUUGACACUUGUUUUGUUGCCUCUUGAAACUUUUUUUUUUUCCCCUCAUUGUGGGCUUAUUUCUCAUUGUAAGGGUAGGAUAAACUAGUUUUUGUAUAUAGAGUCAAAUGACCAGUGUCAAAGAGUUUGCAUAUUGGGUAGACCUUCUCCACUCCACAUGUCCCACACAUAUAGAUAAAGCAGCAGGCGGCAUCUGGCAAUCAGAAGCCCAAACUGCCUUUGAGUCUAAGAUGUGAUGACUUUGAUGAAACACAACUGAAAACAUGAGGGACUAUAUCCAGUCACUUGUAGCCAGUUUCACAGGCCAGCUACAGAAUUGUCCAAACAAACAUUAUUUCUGACUGCAAUUUUUUUCCCCCAAAUUUAAAGCAAUCCCUGGCUUUAAAUGACAAGGCACCUACCAAUGUUCUUGGGUCACUGAAGAAGCUACUACCAUGAGCCUGGGCAUAGAAUUUUAGGAGAUAAAAGGAUGAAUUUCUGUGACUGCCAGUCAGAUCUUAACAGGUUUCUGUUGAGCCAGAAUCUGUUUCAGAUCCAAGAUGGAGAGGAACACUAUGGAAACUUCCCAGGUGACUUUCAGAGCAGUUGUUUCAAACACAUCAUUGUCCUUUUAGGGGAACCAGUUUUUAGAAGGUUGUGAAUUGGCUUUUUCACAAAGCAUGAUUAUCUUCCUGGCUGAUCCAGGAGAAAAUUAGAACAGAAAAAUAAUGGUUGUGGAUUUUGAAACAAAGCAAGGUAAAGCCUUUUUUUUUUCACCUUGCAUUGGCAAAACUACCUCUUCAGUGUUUUUAACUUUUGAUUCAAAAGCAUCUUACCAAUAAGGAUAAAUAUCAUAUACAUCGUUAUGAAAAUAUUGCUAUGAGAUAAUAAGCCACAUAUGAAUGUUGUAUACAACUUUAGGGUUUACAUUUAAUCCUGAAGUGUUACCUCCUUUCAUGUCUAUUUACACUAUUUUCCCAUUUACUAAGUGGGGAGGGGGUCUCCUUAUAUAGUGCUUCAUCGUUAAUAAGUCAAUACCUGUUGUUCCUGGGAUGUUCUUUUUUGUGCAUUAAAAACUUCAAAAUUA
This is a messenger RNA of Homo sapiens (human), 3165 nucleotides long. It is a transcript of the gene RSPO2, whose product is annotated as R-spondin 2. NCBI's taxonomy places the organism in Eukaryota, Metazoa, Chordata, Mammalia, Primates, Hominidae. Gene Ontology annotation, molecular function: heparin binding. The transcript is spliced from 5 exons. The record is from RefSeq and is marked reviewed. Gene Ontology annotation, biological process: limb development; positive regulation of Wnt signaling pathway. Gene Ontology annotation, cellular component: extracellular region; non-collagenous component of basement membrane; cell surface. Bases 867 to 1406 code for a protein of 179 amino acids.